Plasmodium vivax (malaria parasite P. vivax) is the source of this 1689-nucleotide messenger RNA. Its product is annotated as apical merozoite antigen 1. The transcript has a single exon. Bases 1 to 1689 code for a protein of 562 amino acids. Gene Ontology annotation, cellular component: membrane. The record is from RefSeq and is a predicted model, not a curated record. NCBI's taxonomy places the organism in Eukaryota, Apicomplexa, Aconoidasida, Haemosporida, Plasmodiidae.
AUGAAUAAAAUAUACUACAUAAUCUUUUUAAGCGCCCAGUGCCUUGUGCACAUUGGGAAGUGCGGGCGAAACCAGAAGCCGAGCAGGCUGACCCGUAGCGCCAACAACGUUCUACUGGAAAAGGGGCCUACCGUUGAGAGAAGCACACGAAUGAGUAACCCCUGGAAAGCGUUCAUGGAAAAAUACGACAUCGAAAGAACACACAGUUCUGGGGUUCGAGUGGAUUUAGGGGAAGAUGCAGAAGUGGAAAAUGCAAAGUACAGAAUUCCAGCUGGAAGAUGUCCUGUUUUUGGAAAGGGUAUCGUUAUAGAGAAUUCUGACGUUAGCUUCUUAAGACCUGUGGCUACAGGAGAUCAGAAGCUGAAGGAUGGAGGUUUCGCCUUCCCCAAUGCGAAUGACCAUAUCUCCCCAAUGACAUUAGCGAACCUUAAGGAAAGGUAUAAAGACAAUGUAGAGAUGAUGAAGUUAAACGAUAUAGCUUUGUGCAGAACCCACGCAGCUAGCUUUGUCAUGGCAGGGGAUCAAAAUUCGUCCUACAGACACCCAGCUGUAUACGACGAAAAGGAAAAAACAUGCCACAUGUUGUAUUUAUCAGCGCAGGAAAAUAUGGGUCCGAGGUACUGCAGCCCAGAUGCACAAAAUAGAGAUGCCGUGUUCUGCUUCAAGCCAGAUAAAAAUGAAAGCUUUGAAAACCUGGUGUAUUUGAGCAAAAAUGUGCGUAAUGAUUGGGAUAAAAAAUGCCCCCGUAAAAAUUUAGGAAACGCCAAGUUCGGAUUAUGGGUGGAUGGGAACUGCGAAGAAAUUCCAUACGUUAAAGAAGUGGAGGCAGAGGAUCUGCGCGAAUGCAACCGAAUCGUUUUCGGAGCGAGUGCCUCAGAUCAACCAACUCAGUAUGAAGAAGAAAUGACGGAUUAUCAAAAAAUACAACAAGGGUUUAGACAAAACAACCGAGAGAUGAUUAAAAGUGCCUUUCUUCCAGUGGGUGCAUUCAACUCGGAUAAUUUCAAAAGUAAAGGAAGAGGAUUUAACUGGGCAAAUUUCGAUUCUGUAAAAAAGAAGUGUUACAUUUUUAAUACCAAACCGACUUGCCUCAUUAAUGACAAAAAUUUUAUUGCAACAACGGCGUUAUCUCACCCACAAGAAGUAGACCUGGAGUUCCCCUGCAGCAUAUAUAAAGACGAAAUUGAAAGAGAAAUUAAGAAACAAUCGAGGAACAUGAAUCUGUACAGUGUUGAUGGGGAACGCAUUGUCCUGCCGAGGAUAUUUAUCUCCAACGAUAAGGAGAGUAUCAAAUGUCCCUGCGAACCUGAGCGCAUUUCCAACAGUACCUGCAACUUUUACGUUUGUAACUGUGUAGAGAAAAGGGCGGAAAUUAAGGAAAAUAACCAAGUUGUUAUAAAGGAAGAAUUUAGGGAUUAUUACGAAAAUGGGGAGGAAAAAUCGAACAAGCAGAUGCUACUAAUCAUUAUCGGAAUAACUGGUGGCGUGUGCGUCGUCGCGCUGGCCUCUAUGGCCUACUUCAGGAAGAAGGCUAACAAUGAUAAGUAUGACAAGAUGGACCAGGCAGAGGGGUACGGGAAGCCCACCACCAGGAAGGACGAGAUGCUCGACCCCGAGGCCUCCUUCUGGGGCGAGGACAAGCGGGCCUCCCACACCACGCCCGUGCUGAUGGAGAAGCCGUACUACUGA